UACAACAAUCUGAUCCUGGCCACACCUGCCCAGUGAUCAUUGCAGUCACCUGAGAGUGGCAGGGGCGGCAUCCAACCUCAGUAUCGCUUGACCAUAAAGCCCAUGUUAUCCAGGCGUAAACUAGACAAAGUACCUUUUAAGGCAACGGUUUGCAGGAGUACUAAUCUAAUCUCCCAUCAAAAGGACAGACUUACCAGUGUGAAGAACAAUGACCAAAACAAUAUCAGCUAAAUAGCGAGCAGCAGCGCUACUGGUCAAGUGGUCGAUGCUGUAGCCUAGAAAAAAAGCCAGCAGACUCAAUAGGAGAACAAAUAUGCUGGACUGCUGUAGCCGAAGAUGGACACUGCUGGCUGGCUCCCUUGCCUGUCUCACCCUUUUUGGCAGUUUGCUUAUCCAGUGGCCUUCACUGUUGAAAAUGACCCCAAAAUCUGAAACUGAAGUCAUGAGCAUUAAUGCCACAAAUACAACUGUUUUAGUGUGGUACUGGCCUUUUGGACAUAAAUUUAGUAUGGAUGGCAAUGUCUGUUGGGAAAGGUUUGGCAUACCAAACUGCAAAUUGGUGGACGAUCAGUCCAUGUUCUCUCAAGCAGAUUUUGUUGUUUUCCACAACCGUGAGCUGAUGAUUGGCCAACAAGCACUGCCUGUGCACCUGACCCGACCACAGACGCAGAAGUGGGUAUGGUUCUCACUAGAAAGUCCAGCACAUAAUGGGAAUGUGGAGCUCUUUAAUGGGCAAUUUAAUUGUACCAUGUCUUACCGUCGCGAUGCAGAUAUUUAUACACCAUAUGGCAGUUUGGUACCCCAGGACUUUGGAUCUGGAAUAACAGUUGAGGAUUUCAUACCAAAGAAGAAGACAUCUUUGGCUUGUUGGGUUGUGAGCAAUUUUGCAGCCCACCAUAAAAGAACGGCUAUUUACAACCAAUUGAAAAGAAUUAUACCAGUGACUGUGUAUGGUGGAGGAGUGAAUAAGCACCUUGAUCGUAAGGCUCUGUUACCCACAAUCUCUCACUGCUACUUCUACCUGGCUUUUGAGAACUCCAUCUUCAAAGACUACAUCACAGAGAAGUUGUGGUACAAUGGCCUCAUGGGUGGAGCUGUGCCUGUGGUUUUAGGUCCCCCGCGGGAACAGUAUGAGCUGGUGGCACCAAAAGACUCCUUCAUCCAUGUGGACGACUUCCCUUCAUUAAAGGAGCUAGGAAAGUUCCUCAAGAAGCUGGCAAAGGAUAAGGAACGCUAUGCCUCAUUCUUCAACUGGAAACUGAAGUACAGGUCUACAGCAAACCAAUAUGUCGAUUGGAGGGAAAGAUUUUGUAAAAUUUGUCCCAAAGCCAGCAGCUUACAGAAGCAUAAGGUCUAUAAGGACUUAUAUUCUUGGGAAUAUCAAUAAAUCAGAGGAAUCCAAACCCCAAUAAAAAGUCACCAACUGUGA
Messenger RNA from Sardina pilchardus (European sardine), 1429 nucleotides. RefSeq names its product alpha-(1,3)-fucosyltransferase 7-like. The record is from RefSeq and is a predicted model, not a curated record. The transcript is spliced from 3 exons. Gene Ontology annotation, cellular component: membrane. Gene Ontology annotation, molecular function: alpha-(1->3)-fucosyltransferase activity. Bases 314 to 1387 code for a protein of 357 amino acids. Lineage: Eukaryota; Metazoa; Chordata; Actinopteri; Clupeiformes; Clupeidae.